AUGCGCGUAGGGAGGUCAAGGGACCCGACGUACUGCGGCCAGUGUAAUCUGGUAGUGCACGGGCAGUUCGUUAGGGCUAUGGGGAAGGUGUAUCAUCUGAACUGCUUCAGGUGCAAGGACUGUAACAAGGUCGUCGCGCAAAAGUUCUUCCCCGUCGAAGAUCCAGAAGGGAUGUACCCGCUGUGCGAGCGCGACUACUUUGCGCGACUCGACCUCAUCUGCGCAAAGUGCAAUUUGGCUUUACGAUCUAGCUACAUCACAGCUUGCGGAGAAAAAUAUCACGUCGAGCACUUUACUUGCUCGGAAUGCGAUGUCGUCUUUGGCCCGAACGACUCGUACUAUGAGCAUAGCGGCAAAGUCUACUGUCACUUCCAUUACUCGACGCGCUUUGCUGUCAAGUGCGUAGGAUGCGAGACGGCGAUCUUGAAGCAGUUUGUCGAGAUGAACCGGAAUGGGAGGGACGAGUGCUGGCAUCCCGAGUGCUACAUGAUCAGCAAGUUCUGGAAUGUCCGCCUAGCCUCCAAGACUUUCAACACCCCCGCCAACUCUGCCGUCUCCUCCUCCGUCUCCCUCCUCGAAAUGACACCCGCCAUGUCCAUGUCACAACUAUCGGUUCAAUCGUCGGCUACCGCCGGUGCCGUCACUGGCGCGCCAACCUCAACCUCACCCGCGCUCUCCGAGAAUCUUGGCCCUGUCGAGCUCAAGGAGAGGCAAGAGGCGAUGGAGACCAAAGUACUCCAGAUUUGGCAUGUCCUGAGUGGGUACGAGGAGAGCUCGGCGGCAUUGAUUGGGGAGAUGCUGCGUGCUGUGAAUGGGCGGAAUCUGCUCGAGAUUGUCUUGCUGGCGGAGCGAUUCAUCUUGCAUGUGGAGGCGCUGUUUGCGGUAAUUGAUGAUCUCGAGGCCCAGUUUUCUCUCGCGGGCGUCAAGGGCAUGUCACACGCCCGCGAAGCCAAGCAACUCUGCCGAAAGCUCGUCAACCUCUUCUCGACCAUGUCGCAAAUUUCACCCACCGGUCCUGCCCAGCCAAACAACCAGGAUCUCUACACCCUCAUCACCCAGCUCGCGCACUAUCUCAAAAUCCUCAUCCGUAUAGCGCUCACCGGGGCGAUCAAACUCGAGCGCGAGCAAGGCCACGCGACGGCAAUGAUCAAUGCCCUCGGCCGGCUCAAUCUACUUGGUAUGGACGGGAGCGACCCGAGUAUACCGAAACGAGGCGAUUAUCCCGAGCAGUUGAAGCGGGCUAUCGACGCGCUUCCGAGGAGACCGGCUGGGUUUAUCCCUAGUACCCAAGGUAUCGCGUACGGCUACCGAAGCCUAGCUGCGACGCACGAAACGACCCUGCGCGGACCGCAAGAGGAAGACUUUGUCCCUCCCGAAGGCUGCGCGCACUGCCACAAAGCCAUCGAAGAGGACUGCAUCCGACUCGGCAUGUUUGACAGGUGGCACUCCCCCUGUGUGCAGUGUGCGGUCUGCGGCGAUCGGGCGGUCCAGCCCAUCGGGGAAGAAUCGGAGGAUACCCAGUCUCGGGAAGAGGGAUCGCUCGUCCCGCCCUCCAGGCCAAAACGGGCGGCGCCGAGAGUACGGGACUUUGUGUUCGAGCUGCCCAUUCCUCCGUCCACGAUCUACUGCACCAAGCAUCAGACACGGACGUCGAAGGAUGGGUUCGAGAGUGUCUCGAGGCUCGAGCAGUAUGCUUUCUUGCUGCAUAUUGCGCUGAGGCGGCUGUAUGUACACUUCAGGAUACACCACAACCUGCCAAGUGUUCGCGACCAUGGCCUGGAGGAUAUCGUCACCGCACCCGGCUUUGACGUGAAGCGGAUGAAGUCGGUCGUUACCCUCGAUCGCAAGCUCUCCUCUACCGCUCGUCUGCCUCAACGCUCCACGGUCGUCGAAUCUCCCGCCGGCAGGAUAGCGAACGAGGACGGUCGGGUAGUGUCUGCUCGUGCAAAAGACGGUUCCCCACCCAAGAUCAUUGCCGACGAUCUCACGGAAGACGACCCUCCUGGAUCAGCCACGGUCGAUGUCAUCCGUCCCGCUUUCGCUCGGAACAACACCAGCGUCAUGAUUGUCAACGACAACAAUACGGAUCUACCGCCCGAGAUCGUCGACCAGCUACAGACGCACCAGGCGAUGCAGGAGGACGACGCCAUUACGCUCGGCGAUAUCCCGAUGCUCGCGGACCAGACGCGGCGUCUGGGCGGUCAUGACCAAAGCAGUCGCCGACCAUUGUUGGCGGGUCUGAACCAGCUUCAGUCGCUCAUACUCAAACACUUUGCUUUGCUUGCUCUGCAAAAGUCGGGAUUGGGGCAUUUGAUUGAGCUGGAUGAGGUGCUGGAGUUGCUGGAUGUGAGGAAGAAUCAGUGGUGGAACAAGAUUUUCAAGGGGAAUGUCAAGGAUAAGCAGAAGAAGAAGGGCGUCUUCAAUGUUCCGCUGGAGAUUCUGGUCGAGCGGACCGGAUCGGAUAGUCAGAUGGGCGCGUCGAAUGCCCAGCUCAGAGUACCCGAGUUCAUCGAGGAGAUGAUUGCUACGAUGCGGCAAAUGGACAUGGCCGUGGAGGGUAUCUUCCGAAAGAACGGCAACAUCCGGCGAUUACAGCAAAUCAGCGAGGCGCUCGAUAAAGACUCGACGCAGGUCAAUCUGUCGGAAGAGAACCCGGUCCAGCUUGCGGCGCUACUCAAGCGGUUCCUGCGCGAGCUGCCGGAUCCGCUCUUGACGUUCAAGCUGCACAAGCUGUUCUGCGCUGCUGCUUCGUUCCAAUCUGUUGAAGAACGGCAAAGAUGUCUACACCUCCUCAUCUGCCUCUUGCCCCGGUAUAAUCGCGACACGAUGGAGGUCCUCUUCGUCUUCCUCAAAUGGGUCGCCUCCUUUUCGUACAAGGACGAGGAGACCGGCUCGCGGAUGGACCUCGGCAAUCUCGCAACAGUCAUCUGCCCCUCCAUCCUCUACGCCAAAGGCGCCAAUGCGGCCCGGGACGAAUCCUUUAUCGCCAUCACCGCCGUCCAGGACAUGCUGGAGAACCAGGACGAGUACUAUGCUGUUCCCGAGGAACUCCGGUUCGUCAUUGACGAAAAUAUCUUCAACAUCUUCGCCAAGGACCUGGACCUCCCGCCCAAGGAGAUCCACCGGCACUGCAGCAAGUACAUGCAGGCGAGGGGACAACCGCCUACGCCUAAUCCGGGCAACGCGGGCGGCGGCGGCGGCGGCGGAUCGGGAUCGGGAUCGUCUCGGCUCCCACCGAGCUCGUCGGGGCAGAUGCGGGAACGGCCUAGCGACUCCCGGCUGAGCAACCACCGGUCCGAGGGGAACCUCACGAGCGACUCGCACAUCCAGCCACCGCCCAACGGUUCGGGGGCCGGACCGGUCCCUAUCCCUUCUUCCCACUUCCGCGUCCCCGCCCCACCCUCCAACAUCGGCAUGGGCAUCUCCGUCCCCAACUCCAAUACCUACGCCCAGCAUUCCUCUUCGGCGACUCGGCCACAGUCGUACAUCCCCUCGAAUCACGGUAGCCAUUGGAGAGGCCCGUUCCAGGGUGCGGGGAAUGGGAGUAGGAAUUCUUCAAGAGGGUCGGCGCCGAGUAGCCCAGGGCCGGAUGACCGGGGUCGCACGAGCUUGCAGCUGGAUUCAGAAGGGAGGAGGACGCCGGUAUCGCAGGAUCACAGAUGA
Dioszegia hungarica is the source of this 3663-nucleotide messenger RNA. RefSeq lists its product as uncharacterized. Gene Ontology annotation, biological process: signal transduction; actin cytoskeleton organization. Lineage: Eukaryota; Fungi; Basidiomycota; Tremellomycetes; Tremellales; Bulleribasidiaceae. Gene Ontology annotation, cellular component: cytoplasm. The record is from RefSeq and is a predicted model, not a curated record. The coding region runs from base 1 to 3663 and encodes 1220 amino acids. The transcript is spliced from 13 exons.